Messenger RNA from Acanthamoeba castellanii str. Neff, 720 nucleotides. RefSeq lists its product as uncharacterized. The record is from RefSeq and is a predicted model, not a curated record. NCBI's taxonomy places the organism in Eukaryota, Discosea, Longamoebia, Acanthamoebidae. The transcript has 6 exons. The coding region runs from base 1 to 720 and encodes 239 amino acids.
AUGACCAAGUCGGCCAUUGUGGCCACAUUUGUGGUUCUUGUGGCGGUCUCUGUGGUCGUCCAGGCCGGCCCCAUCUGCCGAUACCCCGUCAAUGGCUACCUGUACGAUAUCACUCCGCUCCAGGCCUACCCAGUGCAGUGGAACACCUUCGGCCAGACCAUUGUGGUGACCUACCACCCCUGCGAGCCCAUCGCGUGCGGGAAUGCCACGGACUCGGCCAUGUGCAUCUACUACGGAGUCCAACCAGGUUCUUCGUUGGGCGAUUUCUCAAGUGGUCACUGGCUCGGGUCUGGCCUGGGCAACGACAAGGGCUUCCGCAUGCGCUUCACCACCGCCUCACUCCCUCGGAUCACCACCACCAUCAACUUCACCUGCGACCCCUCCAUCAGCGUCGGUGCCCUCAGGCAGAUGCCCGACUGGAAUAAUCAGCCGCGUUACAACUACGAGUUCGAGUGGCGCACGUCGUUCGCCUGUCCGGUGGCGGCCUAUCGCAGCCCGAGCCCGAGCCCCACCGCGAGCCACACCCCGAGCCCGAGCCCGAGCUUCGUGCCAUCGCCCUCGCCCCCGCCCCGGGUCAACCUGUGCUGCCUCUACUUCGCCAAGGCCGACCCGAACACGAGCAAGACCCUGUGCGCCGUCAACCAGUGCCCGACCACCAUCACCGGCUACACCUUCUCGAGCCAGUGGCAGGUCGACUCCUGCAGUGACUGCCACUUCUAA